UUUCUUAACUGUUAACAAUAGCAAGGUCAGCCACUUCCUCCUUGCCCGUGACGUCUGAAUUACGAGCUAGUUGGGAUGCAACACGAAUCGGAACCAGAUUUCAAUGUCCACACUUUACUUUGACUGGAACGGAGGAAAACGUACUUUGACAUCUUUCUUGAUCGGCUGCGCGUAGAUUUCACAUUGGAGCGAGAUACAACGAGCUUCUAAACCCGGGGAUGUUUUAAUUGCUGCACUGAAUAUCUUUACGGAGGCUAACAAAUAAAAAAUGGUAGGAAAUAAAUAAUAAACAUGGAAGAAACAGUUCUCUCUGGACAUGCACAAGACUGUAAAAAUGCAAAAGAUAAGAGGAUGGCUUGGGCAGGAAGCAGAGGCUCUUGGCAAGACUCUGAAGCUGAUGAUAGCAGACAGUCUACAGAAGACAACAGUUCAGCAAAUCCAAAUCUGUCCAGAGCAUCAACCACAGAGGGUGGCAAAUCGAAUCAGAAGAUUGAAUUUUGGCUUCAAGAUUGUGGAGAGCCAUGUGGGGCAUCCUUGGAUGAACAAAGCCACCUACUGUUAAAGGGUGCAGUUCCAAAAAAUGGAUGCAGUUUUGAGGAUGACUUGUCACUUGGUGCAGAAGCUAAUUAUCUGCAUCCUCACAAGAACUCGGUGCUGACAGGAAGUGGGACAUUGGCUGAGAUAAAACGUAACCAGUUUUGUCAAAUGGGAAGCAGCAUGAACUCCACUGGUUCUGGCAAGAGCAAUACUACUGUAUCAAGUGUUUCCGAAUUAUUGGACCUUUACGAGGAAGACCCUGAGGAUGUGCUCUAUAACCUUGGGUUUGGCACAGAAGAACCUGACCCUGCUUCUAAAAUUCCAUGUCGAUUUUUUAAUGCUUCGUCAUUUGCGAGAGGAAUAGACUUUAAACUAUUUUUAGAUGCUCAAAUGCAACGUAUGGAAUUGGACAAUCCAAAUUUUGCACUUACAAGUCGGUUUCGCCAGAUUGAGGUUCUCACUACCGUGGCUAAUGUUUUUUCCUCGCUGUACUCUCACGUUUCUGGCGCUCCUAUAAAGAGGAUUGGGGAUGUGGCUGAAGCCUCAACUUCAGGCCAGGUUGCUACUGCGGGAAACAUUGCUGGUAGAUUAAAGAAGACGGUAUCAAAACUCAACUUCUUUGCCGGUCAGCAGUUAAAAGUGACCGAUGCAACUAAUCAAAUGGCUCGAGCAGACACAAAAAAUUCAAAAACAUCGCAGCAUUCCCUUGAAACCGACAAAAGUGGGACUGACGAUGAGAAGAAAGAGGUAAAGCAAAGGAGGAUGCAGAUAUGUCACAAGGUGACGGACUCUUCUCUGAAAUCAGUAACUGAAGAGGUGGUGACUGGAAGCCCUUCAACAAUUAUUCCUCAGGAACCCGUGUCUAACGUAGCAAAUGGCAGCACAGAAUCCAACCUUGCUGACACUGCUUACAGCAAAGAAGGAACAGGAAACAGCUUGGAUGAUGCAAGUGGUAUUUUGGAGUCUGCUGUAGAUUUGAAUGAAUCCACAGACGUAGAACAUGCAGUUGUUGGUGGGCAGACAUCUGCUCACUCACGGGAAAGUGCAGUGACUGAAUGCACGCCACCAGUGUGUUCGACCCCAGAAAAAGGGCUGCCUGCAGCGAUGCACCAUCCAUUGCUGAGCAACUUGAUGGAGCAGAAAGAAUUCUCAUUUGACUUGGAAGAGGUUCAAAGCAAUGAAGGUGAAGGACCAAAUACGCCAGCAACUAGAAAUCCUGUUCCACGUGAAAGAAUUUCAGCAACCAGUAAAGACCAUUUUACAAGAACCAGUAGUUCCCAUUCUGAUAGCAGUGGGUUUGCUGAAGAUCCAUCUUCUGAUGUGGCUGGACAAUCUCAGGGGUCAGAUGGUUACCUGCGAGGAAUGGGAAGCAGUGCUGACAGCUGUGAUAGUGAGACCACAGUCACAUCCUUGAUCGAUGAUGACCUGAAGACUCUACUGAGCGGUGACCAGAAGUUUUUCUCUCCAAUUCAAACACCGGUGGACAAUAUAACGAUGGACCUGAAUAAGACAAUUUUAGAUAUGAAUGUAGAGUUAAUUUCCAAUAAUGCAGUCGAUUCCCCUGAACGACAAGAAAUGGUGGAGGUGGACCGCGAGGUAAAGGAUGGCCCGGACAAUUCCCUACAGGCAGCUGACCAGAAAGCUUUGGGAUUUAUUGGUGAUGAGGUGGAGCUGUACCCAGAAAGUGACAUGACGUUUGAAAGUGAGGAAGAGGUUGCAACCUACUGCAUGCAUCGUGGAGCUGGGCAAAGGCGGAAGAGCUUGGACUCUAUCCUGACCUGUCAAUCCAAACCUGAUGCUGCUACUUCGGAAACCAUGGACUUUUCCUCCUCCUCAAUAGAUAAGGUUGCCACCGUGCUUGAGAGAGCAAACACACAAACCUAUUCUGUCACUAUUGGCUCCAGAACAGCAAGGCGCCCUCUGAGCAAAGCAAAUGAUCGAAUCAUAAGAGAAGGGGAGAUUGCCUUCAGGAAUGAAUCUCUUGCAAACCUCAAGCGAUCUUCUUUUCAAAGAUCCAGCUCCCUUCCUGCUAAGCUGCUCAAUCCAGUACGAGUGAUUUCAUCAGUAAAUGUGCAGUUGACACCAGACAGGUGCGCACAACAGAGUCCACCUAGUUUCACCUAUAGAUAUUCUGCUCAGAAGGAAGCGGACUUGCCCACUGAUGAUGACGAUGAGCAAUCAAUAUGCCGAUCAAUGCUCUUUAUCCCAUCCGGGAAAAAGGAGAAAAGUAGGAAACAGUUAACUUUGAACAAGCAAGAUGAACCACCACAACAAAGACUGGGCUCACAGACAUUACCAACGCCAUCACAUUUAACACAGUCUUGCUGUUCCAUUCAUACAUUCCCUCCAGAUUGGCAAGGCCAGCCUCUGUGUGAUCACAUGAGAACUAGGAGUAUGUGCAGCAUUCCCAACCUCGUGGACUCUCCCAGUGCAUCAACUUUUGGUUAUAUGUAUCCUCAGAGACCCAUGGGACACCCUUAUCACCACAGUCCAAUAAAUCCUCCAUCUGCUAUUGAAUCACAACUCUGCAGAGUCCUGACUGAUAUAAGAGGCACAGUGCAGAAUCUCUCUCGGAUCCCAAUGUUUCAGGGUAGUGAACCGUACCCUUACUAUCCAUCAGCGAGAUCGGGACUUUUACCUCUAUACGAAAGCACAUAUCAAGAGCUGCAUAUAAUGCGAAGGAACCUGAACUUUUUUAGAACACAGAUGAUGGACUUGGAGUUCAUGAUGCUGAGGCAGCAAACAAUAGUGUAUGGACACUUAACUGAAGAGGAGAGGCUAGAGGCCGACCAACUACAAAACCUUCGGAACUUUGUUCGCAUGGAGCUGCAGGAGUUGGAACUUCAGUUGGAGGAACGUUUGUUUGCUCUGGAGGAGCAGAUCAAAGGCCCGAGCCAGUCUCCUGUAUUCAGACCUCCAUCGCGUACCGAGACAUUUGUUAAUAAUGCUGAUGCCAUGUCGUCCUCCUCUCUCAAUGUAAUGGAACCGGUGUCGGAACUUUUGAGGGAGCAGUCAUAUCUCCGAUCUGAACUGGGCUUUUCUGAACAUUUGGGUGAAGAAUACGAGUACCCACACUCCUACUGUGGCCCCUACUCUAGCUUGGAGCACGGUUCCCGCUCCUCAAGCCCAGGAUGGACGUCUAGGUGUUCAGCACCAGGCUCGUUAAGUCAUGGCCCUCCGAGUAUACCAAGCACCUCCGCGCCACAUGGAAAGCCAGUGAGCCAAGCUACCUCAACUACACCACAGGGCAAACAAGUGUAUCGCUCUUCAGUUCUGAUGACUCCCUCGGCACCAUCACGAGCUCCCCAGAGAGAGGCGUUUACAGAAACUAUGUCAUCAUCCGGAGUUGUAGAUCAACAUCCAAUAAGCCAGACCUCUGAACCAACUGGAGCUACAGCAGCCUCUCCAUCUAGAGGAGCAAGAAGUCAUCUCAUAGAGCAUCCCAAUUACCACAGUAUUCUCCAGGAGAUAAAGGAAUCAAUUGUUGGAGAAAUAAGACGAGAAAUUAUGGAUGGGCUUCUUGCUGCAAUAUCACCAUCUGGCAAAGAUGCUGGACAUAAAGAGUAGCUGUAACUACAGUGAGUAACUAGUACUACAGGGAUGAACUGGUUUCAGAAGAGUUUCCCCUUGGCACAACAUAAUAUUUAUUUGUGUAAGAAGGAACUGCAGAUGCUGAUUUAAACUGAAGAUAGACACAAAAAGCUGGAGUAACUCAGCGGGACAGCAGCAUCUCUGGAGAGAAGGAAUGGGUGACAUUUCGGGUCGAGACCCUUCUUCAAAUAUUUCUUUGGUUUACUGGCUUCUAAUUGCUUAUACUGGUGGAAAUUGCCUUUCAAAUGCAUCCUGCUCGGACUUCCAAUGCUGUAGGAGGCACUGUUAAUUCAUUGAUGGGUUGUCUCUUAUCUAGUGAGCUUUCACACCUUCUCUUAAAUGUACUUUGUAUCUUAAUAAUUUGUAUCAUCUAACUGUCUUACAAAUGGUUAACUUGUCUAAUAGUCAGACAUUGUAUGUAAAAACUUAAAUGUAUUCUACUGUUAAUGGCCUACUGAUGGGGACUUAACACAUACUGCAUGUGGUAAGGUUAAAACUUGAAAUCCCACUUUUACUUAAAGUUGGUUACAUGUGCUGUAACCCUUGCACGGAUGUUUGUUGAACGUUUUCUUCUGAAACACUGACCUCUAUGAGGUACCUCCUGUGCAAUAACUAUCAGAUGGCAAAUUUGAACAGACUAAUGAAUCGUUACUACUGUUUAUAAUCACAACGCUCUUUAAUAUCUGUGAAAUAUUCAGUCUACUACAUUUUAUGAAGAGAAAAAGUAUUUUGUCAUUAUGUUUUUUUGAAAAAGUGACAAUUUAAAGGAUGAGGAAACAUCUAUCUGAAUGCCACAAACAGGUUUAGGGGUGGUCUUACACUGUAUUUUAUAAAUAUUUAAUUCAAUUGAUGAUUUUGAAUUUAUUUGGUAAUUUUGAAUAGGAUGCAGUCGUGGUUGGGAUUGAGAACUACUUAAGUACCUAAAGCAAUUUUCUAAAUUUGUACUUGAUAUAUAUGCAAUCCAUAUAUUUACUAAAAUGGUUCUCGUAUUAUGGAUGAUAUGCUGAAGAAGAUUGUAUAAUUGUUUAACUUGGGAUGCAUGUGGAAUAUUAUUGAAAUCACUAAUAAAUAUUUAUUUUAAAUAUAAAA
Messenger RNA from Amblyraja radiata (thorny skate), 5217 nucleotides. It is a transcript of the gene itprid2, whose product is annotated as ITPR interacting domain containing 2. Bases 292 to 4104 code for a protein of 1270 amino acids. The record is from RefSeq and is a predicted model, not a curated record. The transcript has 19 exons. Gene Ontology annotation, molecular function: signaling receptor binding. NCBI's taxonomy places the organism in Eukaryota, Metazoa, Chordata, Chondrichthyes, Rajiformes, Rajidae.